Molecule: messenger RNA, 1878 nt
Organism: Syngnathus typhle (broad-nosed pipefish)
Lineage: Eukaryota; Metazoa; Chordata; Actinopteri; Syngnathiformes; Syngnathidae
Gene: akr1a1a
Product: aldo-keto reductase family 1, member A1a (aldehyde reductase)
Exons: 7
Coding region: 81-1142 (353 amino acids)
Cellular component (GO): cytosol
Molecular function (GO): aldose reductase (NADPH) activity
Source: RefSeq, a predicted model, not a curated record
CUGGACUUAGUCGUGGUGACCGCCAGUGGAAGUGUCUGCACAGAACCUCACUUUAUGUGUCAACUCCACAGUGGUGGAACAUGAAUGCCUUUGUAACUCUUACAACAGGCCAGAAGAUGCCAAUGGUUGGCCUUGGAACAUGGAAAAGUGUGCCGGGACAGGUGAAACAAGCCGUGCUGACAGCUUUGGAUUGUGGCUAUCGGCACAUAGACUGCGCGGCAGCGUAUGAGAAUGAACAGGAGGUGGGCGAGGCUCUGGCUCUCAGGGUCGGUCCAGGCAAGGCUUUGCGUCGUGACCAAGUGUUUGUGACAUCUAAACUGUGGAACACCAAACAUGACCCUUCUGAAGUUGAGGAAGCCUGCACGACCACCCUGGCCCACCUGGGUCUUUCCUACGUGGACCUUUAUCUAAUGCACUGGCCAAUGGCCUUUCAGCCUGGAAAGGAGCUGCUGCCUCGGCGUCAAGAUGGAAGUGUGUGUUACUCUGACACACACUACACAGAGACUUGGGCCGCCAUGGAGGACCUCAUGGACCAAGGCCUGGUCAAAGCCAUCGGGCUGUCCAACUUCAAUGCGAGGCAGAUGGAUGACAUCAUCAGAAUGGCCAAACACAAGCCUGUGGUAAACCAGGUUGAAUGUCAUCCAUAUUUGUCCCAAGGAGAUCUCCUGGCUCAUUGUAGGUCAGUGGCUGUUUGCCUGACGGCUUACAGCCCUCUGGGUAGCGGGGAUCGACCCUGGGCCUCCGCUGAGGAACCUUGCCUGCUGCAGGAUCCCAGAGUGGGAGAAAUAUCUCGGCAAUACCACAAGACACCUGCCCAGAUCAUACUCAGGUGGCACAUUCAGAGGGACAUUGUGUGUAUCCCCAAAAGUGUGACACCCUCCAGGAUCCGUCAGAACCUGCAGCUUUUUGACUUUGCCCUAUCAGAGGAGCACAUGAAGUUGAUGGACGCUUUAAAUCGCAGCCAACGCUUCAUCGCCCCAACAGUCAAGGUGUUCCAUGCAUGUACUCAUGUGACAUGUCAACAAUUCUGUGUUCCUAGAUCAAACGCACACCUGACUAAUUUGCUUUUUCCACAGAGGGAUGGCAAGACACUUUGGAGAGAUGCUGAACACCCUCAUUUCCCAUUCAAUGAUCCUUAUUGAGUCAAAACAAAAUCGGUUUUAAAUCACGCAAUGGCUCUAAACUGUUGUCAACUUGAUUGGUCAGAUUAAUUUGAAUUUAAAUUAGAUACAUUUUGAUAAUCGAUGUUUAUUUGAUUCACUUUGGGGAGUUCACGCUCAACCUGCCCGAAAAUGUUUUUUCUGGCCAAAUGGCAAUUGGGAGCGCAGGAAUACAAUUUGGCAAUUGUCUCGGAUUGAACCUCACUGCAGUGACACUGCGUGGUCAGCAGCAAGAUUGCUUACCGCUGACAAAUUCUGAUUUGAAUCACAUCAACACAUGGGGAGUCAUGAGAUUUUUCAUUAAAAUCAAUUCAAGCCAAUACAUUUAUAACGUGUGAGAUUUUAUUUUCAACAACAUAACCUUGACAAAUUUAACAACAUUAUAUGCUACUGUUUUAUUUUAAAAAACAAAAAGUAAAUUUAGCAAUGUUUUUUUUUUUCCAUUUCUCAAGGUCUAGCAUAGAAUCCCACCACUAACUGUAUCUUGGUAUACUGAAAACGAGGCCACUCAACGUCCCACCCCCUCCCCACUGGAAAUGCUCCAGUACUCACCUUCCAUUUGCAGACAUCCCCCUUCUCCCCACCCACAAUAAAGCCAGGGCAAGCCAAGUGGCAACAUGCUGUCUCCGAGGGAAUUCAUACAAAAAAAAAAAAACGUAGGAACACAAGAAAGAAGCACAAAGUCCUAAAAAGUUGGAAUCUGGUGAAUUUUUACAGG